This is a messenger RNA of Physella acuta, 375 nucleotides long. RefSeq lists its product as uncharacterized. The record is from RefSeq and is a predicted model, not a curated record. NCBI's taxonomy places the organism in Eukaryota, Metazoa, Mollusca, Gastropoda, Physidae.
AUGGUGUGUAAAGAGGAGAUGGUGUGUAAAGAGGGAAGGGUGUGUAAAGAUGGAAGGCUGUGUAAAGAGGGAAGGGUGUGUAAAGAGGGUAGUUUGUGUAAAGAGGGAAUGGUGUGUAAAGAGGGAAGGAUGUGUAAAGAGGAUAUGGUGCGUAAAGAGGGAAGGGUGUGUAAAGAGGGAAGGGUGUGUAAAGAGGGAAGUGUGUUUAAAGAGAGUAGUUUGUGUAAAGAGGGAAGAGUGUGUAAAGAGUAUAUGGUGCGUAAAGAGGGAAGAGUGUGUAAAGACCUCAGGGUGUGUUGCGAGUGCAGGUUAUCUAAAGAGGACAAGAUGUGUAAAGAGGGCAAGAUGUGUAAAGAGGGCAAGAUGUGUAAAUAG